This is a messenger RNA of Knipowitschia caucasica, 1824 nucleotides long. NCBI's taxonomy places the organism in Eukaryota, Metazoa, Chordata, Actinopteri, Gobiiformes, Gobiidae. The record is from the annotation of a GenBank genome assembly.
AUGUACGCGGCAGCUAUAGUGGAGGACGGAAGACGGAACGGGAAUAGACAAAGAGGGGAGCGGGCGGAGGCGUGUGAGAGUGGGGUGGGGGCAGUAAAGCGGCGGAACGGUGAGGUGAGGCACAGCUCAUUCAGUGGGAUCGUUGAGCUGCGGAGCUCCUCGGAUUGUACAGACAGAGGACCGCUGGGUUUGACAGACCCUGUGAGGGGACUACACCAAAAACUUUUUACUUCACCUGCUUUUGAUCAAAGUUCCAACAGUAUGCCUAAACAAGUGGAGGUGAGGAUGCACGAGAGCCACCUGGAGCCCAUCGAGGCCCGGCCCCAGUCCAAAUGUGGUCUAAUAUGUUCCAAGCUGGGCAAGAACCUUUUGCUCACACUCACAGUGCUUGGUGUGAUUUUGGGGGCUGUGUUCGGGAUGUUGCUACGAGUUGCUUCUCCGAUCCAUCCGGACAUCAUCAUGGUGAUCGCGUUUCCCGGUGACAUUCUCAUGAGGAUGCUAAAGAUGUUGAUUUUGCCUCUUAUCAUCUCAAGUUUAAUCACAGGUUUGGCUGGCCUGGAUGCCAAAUCCAGUGGUCGCCUUGGCACAAGAGCUAUGGUCUACUACAUGAGCACCACCAUAAUCGCUGCUGUCCUGGGAGUCAUUCUGGUGCUGGUGAUCCACCCUGGUGACCCCAAACUCAAAGAGAACCUGGGAGAGGGCACUAUCAACGAUGACGUGUCAAGUUUGGAUGCUGCUUUUGAUCUCAUCAGAAACUUGUUCCCAGAAAAUCUUGUGCAAGCUUGUUUCCAACAGAUCCAAACAGUUACUACGAAGAUAGAGAUUGAGCCAGAAAUAAUCAAUGUCACCACAAUGGAUGGCCUGGUGGCAAAUGUCACCAAAGAACCUCAGUUUAUCAUCAAAAAGUCUCUGCAGUUCAAGAGUGGAAUGAACGUCCUAGGGCUGAUUGGUUUCUUUAUUGCAUUUGGCAUCUGCAUGGGAAAGAUGGGCGAGAGAGCCAAACUUAUGCUUGAGUUCUUCAACAUCCUCAAUGAGAUUGUGAUGAAAAUUGUCAUCAUGAUCAUGUGGUACUCUCCAUUCGGUAUUGCCUGUUUGAUCUGUGGUAAGAUCAUCUCCAUCAAAGACUUGGAGGUGGUGGCCAAGCAGCUGGGCAUGUACAUGGUCACUGUCAUCGUCGGACUCAUUAUCCAUGGAGCCAUCUUCCUUCCGAGCAUCUACUUUGUUAUUGUCAGGAAAAAUCCAUUCACUUUUUUCUUGGGAAUUUUCCAGGCCUGGAUCACUGCUUUGGGCACAGCUUCCAGUGCUGGUACGCUACCUGUGACUUUCCGAUGCCUGGAGGAGAACUUGGGCAUCGACAAGAGAGUGACCCGCUUUGUGUUGCCUGUGGGCGCCACCAUAAACAUGGACGGCACUGCUCUGUAUGAAGCUGUGGCGGCCAUCUUUAUUGCUCAGAUGAACGGAAUUCACCUGGACCCUGGUCAGAUUAUAACUGUCAGUCUGACGGCUACAUUGGCCAGUGUGGGAGCCGCCAGUAUCCCCAGUGCUGGUCUGGUGACUAUGCUGCUUAUCCUGACCGCUGUGGGGCUGCCAACUCAGGACAUCAGUCUCCUUGUGGCUGUCGACUGGCUGCUGGAUCGGUUCAGGACUUCGGUGAACGUGGUGGGUGAUUCGUACGGUGCAGGCAUCGUCUACCACAUGUCCAAGGCAGAGUUGGAUGAGCUGGAUGCGCAUGCGGCCAAAUCAGACGACAUCGAGAUGAUGACAAAGACCCAGUCCUACUACGAUGACAUGAAGAACCAUCACGAAAACAAUUCCAACCAGUAA